Messenger RNA from Staurois parvus, 432 nucleotides. The record is from the annotation of a GenBank genome assembly. Lineage: Eukaryota; Metazoa; Chordata; Amphibia; Anura; Ranidae.
AUAUGCGCAGCACCGGGAGUGGGACAUGUACACUGAUCAUCAGGGCACUGAUGAUCAGUGUGCCCUGAUGAUCAGUGUAGCCCCAGCAGUGCCACCUGUCAGUGUCCAUCAAUGCUAGCUGUCAGUGCUCAUCAAUGCUACCUGCCAGUGCCCAUCAGUGCCACAUCAAUGCCACAUAUCAGUGCUUACCAGUGCACAUCAAUGCCACAUAUCAGUGCUCAUCUGAGCUGCCUUUCAGUGUCACCUAUCAGUGCCAGUCAGUGCCACCUAUCAGUGCUGCCAAUCAGUGCCACCUAUCAGUGCCAGUCAGUGCCACCUAUCAGUGCCAGUCAGUGCGGACUAUCAAUGCGCAUCAGUGCCACCUAUCAGUGCCCGUCAGUGCUGCCUAUCAGUGCCACCUAACAGUGCCAGUCAGUGCCACCUAACAGUGCC